Messenger RNA from Talaromyces atroroseus, 1404 nucleotides. RefSeq lists its product as hypothetical. The record is from RefSeq and is a predicted model, not a curated record. Bases 1 to 1404 code for a protein of 467 amino acids. Lineage: Eukaryota; Fungi; Ascomycota; Eurotiomycetes; Eurotiales; Trichocomaceae. Gene Ontology annotation, molecular function: pyruvate dehydrogenase (acetyl-transferring) kinase activity. Gene Ontology annotation, biological process: protein phosphorylation; regulation of glucose metabolic process. Gene Ontology annotation, cellular component: mitochondrion. The transcript is spliced from 2 exons.
AUGGAAAACAAAAUCCCGCGGCUGCUCGGGACGAUUCCACUAUCCAGGUGCCGACCUGCACGUUAUGCUGGUUAUGUCCAGCUGCGGCGUGGCUCUACAUCGCCCUCGUCUUCAGAAAACUGGCGCCAGCCUCCAGCCUGGACCAAUGUAGCAGAAGAUGAAAUUGCCAAUCUGGCAGCUAUGCGGCGUCGCCCAUUGGCACUCGAAGAUCUCCUCAAACAUGGCCAGCCACCAUUGUCCAGACAGGCUCUCCUUGACUCUGCAAAUUUUACGCUCUCUCUUCUUCCUGCCCGUCUGGCGUAUCGAAUCCAGUGUUUGAGAAAUCUCCCCUUUAUCGUGGUUUCGAACCCCCAUGUCUCGCAAAUCUACAAUAACUAUCUGCACUCGCUAUCGACACUGCUACCUUACCAGCAACGUCGAAUAACCACGCUCGAAGAAGAAAAACAGUUCGCCGAAGUGAUGGCCGACCUUGUCCAAACCCACACGAAUACGAUCCCCAUCUUGGCUAGGGGAUUCCUGGAAUGUAAAAAGUACAUCAGUCCCUCAGAAGUCACUCGAUUCCUUGAUUCACACCUACGUGCUCGAAUCGGGACUAGGUUGAUUGCCGAACAACAUCUGGCCCUUCACUUUGCCUCUCAGCCGCUCAGCGACGAGAAUCCUAACCCUCCACACUCAGAAAGAGACCAUGCCCUUUCAAACUAUAUCGGCGUUAUUGACACUGCACUACGACCCUCGCAGAUUGUGCGGUCAUGCGAGCACUUUGUGAGUGAGAUCUGCGAGCUGCGAUACGGUGUUCGGCCGACUCUCGAAAUCAACGGAGAGCCCGAUGCUAGCUUUGCCUACAUCCCUGUUCACGUGGAAUAUAUCAUCACGGAGCUGCUGAAGAACGCAUUUCGAGCAGUUGUCGAGUCGGGAAACGAACGCGAGCCUAUUGAAGUCACCAUCGCCGCGGCUCCAGAUAUCCCAAAUCAUCGUUACAAUGACGUGUCCAACAUCCCACACCAUGCACGGGACGGCGAUGUGGACUUGGAUGCCAACGAAGAGAUCCUUGUUGCCAAUGAAAACAUCCGUAUGACCAAUACAUCUUCUCAGAGCAUCACAAUUCGCAUCCGUGACCGCGGAGGUGGCAUACCGCCUGAGAUUCUUCCUCAUAUUUGGUCUUACAGUUUCACGACAUUCUCUGAAAACGAGCAUCCUGGUGGCGGCAACGGCAACAUCGAUGCCUUGAAUACGAUUUCAGGAAGUAGCGGAAAUUCCAGCACCAUCGCUGGACUUGGUUAUGGCUUGCCGUUGAGUCGGGCGUAUGCCGAGUACUUUGGAGGAAGCAUUGCUAUUCAGAGUUUGUGGGGAUGGGGAACCGAUGUGUAUCUGACGCUGCAAGGUGUCGGUCGGAUUGGAGAGUGA